Molecule: messenger RNA, 847 nt
Organism: Vicugna pacos (alpaca)
Lineage: Eukaryota; Metazoa; Chordata; Mammalia; Artiodactyla; Camelidae
Gene: MRPS12
Product: mitochondrial ribosomal protein S12
Biological process (GO): translation
Cellular component (GO): ribosome; small ribosomal subunit
Molecular function (GO): structural constituent of ribosome
Source: RefSeq, a predicted model, not a curated record
AUCCUUGCCCAAUCGUCGCCUGUUCCCCGCCCCUUUAGUUUACGCGAGAGGCAGAACCAGCCAAUCCCUGCCGGGAUAAUCCCCACACCCGGCUAGAGGCCCGAUUCCGCGUGUCUACGGACCUUGCUGGGGGACGCUGCAGACGGCGUAAUGUCCUGGUCCGGCCUUCUCCGUGGCCUCAGCACGUCCCUAAAUUAUGGACUAGCCCUGGUCCCCCAGACCUGGGCCACGCGCCCCAUGGCCACCCUGAACCAGAUACACCGCAAGGGGCCUCCGAAGUUUCCGCCUCGGAAAUUGGGCCCCACGGAGGGCCGUCCGCAGCUGAAGGGCGUGGUCCUGCGCACGUUCAUCCGCAAGCCCAAGAAGCCCAACUCGGCCAACCGCAAGUGCUGCCGCGUGCGGCUCAGCACGGGCCGUGAGGCCGUCUGCUUCAUCCCGGGAGAGGGCCACAACCUGCAGGAGCACCACGUCGUGCUGGUGCAGGGCGGCCGCACGCAGGACCUGCCCGGCGUCAAGCUCACCAUCGUGCGCGGCAAGUACGACUGCGGCCACGUGCAGAAGAAGAAGUGACUGCGAGGGACACGGCGGGUGGGUGUUCACGCAGAACGGGACCCUUCCCCUCGGGGCUCCGGCAGCAUCCUCGGGGAGCUGGCCCAGCUCUAGAAGUAGCCGGUCCUGGCUCAAACCCCGGCCACCUCUUCCGUCAGAGCCACCCUUAACCCAUAGUGGUCUUGGGUAUGAAUCAGAAAAAGGCGCCCCUCUCCCAACACCCUUGGACAAGACGCUUUAUUGCCAUCUGCUGGCGAGGGGUUCUAAUAAACAGACCACCCCCAUGGUUGCGGCUGGA